AUGCGCGGAGCCGUGUUCUACAAUCACCUUGGCCCACGCAGGGUCAUGUGGUGCUUCAUACUGUGUGAUGUGCGCUGCAGCAAAGCCGGAAACAGCAAUCAGGAGGCACAAGGAAGGCAGGAUGUGCGGCGGCAGGACAAGCUGCACCAGGAAUUCUACAAUGUUCCUACGAAGGACUUGCCCCCACGCAUGCAGCCGCGGCAGCUGCCAAACUUGCAGGAUGCGAUGAAGAUCGACUGGGACGACUGGAAGUCGUGGGAAUGGAUGCAGCCCGGCUGGAAGGGAGUCAAGAUGCACUCCCAGUGUGUGAUCAACGCAGACGGAUCUGCUGAAAUCAGAAGUGUGUGGAAGUGA
Symbiodinium sp. CCMP2592 is the source of this 354-nucleotide messenger RNA. NCBI's taxonomy places the organism in Eukaryota, Dinophyceae, Suessiales, Symbiodiniaceae. The record is from the annotation of a GenBank genome assembly.